This is a messenger RNA of Daldinia vernicosa, 1045 nucleotides long. Its product is annotated as Asp/Glu/hydantoin racemase. Lineage: Eukaryota; Fungi; Ascomycota; Sordariomycetes; Xylariales; Hypoxylaceae. The record is from RefSeq and is a predicted model, not a curated record. The transcript has 2 exons. The coding region runs from base 234 to 1040 and encodes 268 amino acids.
GGUUCAUAUAAGUGAAUGCCCAGCCUUAAAUCAUGUCUAACGUGCGAGCGGAUAUAAGAGUAUAAAGUUAUAAGCCGAUAACUAAUAACUAAAUAAGCUUCAACUAGAAUAGUUAACUUACGUUGGGGAUUUUCGUUGUUGAAAACUACCCAGGUAUUUAUUUCCCUAAUCUUCGUAUGAAAUUUAUUCGACUAUUUCUGUCCUAAGGACGAAAACCAAAUCAACAACAAACCAUGGGCACCCAACUUGUUCGAGGGAAAACGACCAAGAUCUUGGUCUUAAAUCCCAACUCCUCCAAAGCUAUGACCGACGGCAUGAACGUCGUCAUCGGCUCUAUAGACUUACCAUACUCAACCGAAAUUCAUACGUACACGGGCCCCGAGGGUGCGCCCGCAAGUAUAAACGAUGCGAAGGACCUAGAAGAGAGCACUGAAGCCGUGCUCAAGGAUUUAGAAACCUCUUAUCCUAACGGUGUGGUGGAUUACGACGGGGUCGUGGUCGCCUGCUACAGCGUGCACCCGCUCGUACCAGCCAUGCAGCACAACCAUACAAAGUACCCUAAGGCCGUCACCGGGAUUUUUGAGGCUAGUGUCCUGGCAGCCUUAUCGGUGCUCGCAUACGGCGAGGCAUGGGGCAUCGUCACGACGGGCAAAUUCUGGGAGGAGCACUUAGCUACGGGUGUAGGAAAUUUCCUUGGUGCAGAGACAAGAACCCCCGGUGUCGAGAAUCCAAAGUUUGCCGGAGUUGAAUCGACCGGCCUGAAUGCCUCUGACUUCCACCACGGCGUUGAUCCCGCCAUCGUGAGGCGAAAGCUCAAGGAAGCAACUAAGCGGCUCCUUUCAAAGGGUCACAUUCGUUGCAUCGUUAUGGGAUGUGCGGGGAUGGCCGGGUUGGAGGACAUCAUCCGAGAGGCUGCCAAUGAAGAAAAGGGAGAGGAAUUUGCCUACUCUCAACUACAUGUUGUAGACGGCGUCAGAGUUGCCAUAAUGCAACUCGAGCAUACAAUCAAAUAUCAAAGGCUUUUGCCUGGGAAACCAUGAUAAAA